This is a messenger RNA of Microcebus murinus (gray mouse lemur), 1524 nucleotides long. Its product is annotated as keratin, type II cuticular Hb5. The record is from RefSeq and is a predicted model, not a curated record. Gene Ontology annotation, cellular component: keratin filament. Gene Ontology annotation, molecular function: structural constituent of skin epidermis. NCBI's taxonomy places the organism in Eukaryota, Metazoa, Chordata, Mammalia, Primates, Cheirogaleidae. Gene Ontology annotation, biological process: keratinization; intermediate filament organization.
AUGUCGUGCCGCUCCUACAGGAUCAGCUCGGGAUGUGGGGUCACCAGGAACUUCAGCUCCUGCUCAGCUGUGGCCCCCAAAACUGGCAACCGCUGCUGCAUCAGCGCCGCCCCCUACCGAGGGGUUUCCUGCUACCGGGGGCUGACGGGCUUCGGCAGCCGCAGCCUCUGUAACCUGGGCCCCUGCGGACCCCGCGUGGCUGCCGGGGGCUUCCGCGCCGGCUCCUGCGGGCGCAGCUUCGGAUACCGCUCCGGGGGCGUGUGCGGGCCCAGCGCCCCCUGCAUCACCACUGUGUCGGUCAACGAGAGCCUCCUCACGCCCCUCAACCUGGAGAUCGACCCCAAUGCGCAGUGCGUCAAGCACGAGGAGAAGGAGCAGAUCAAGUGCCUCAACAGCAAAUUUGCUGCCUUCAUCGACAAGGUGCGCUUCCUGGAGCAGCAGAACAAGCUGCUGGAGACCAAGUGGCAGUUCUACCAGAACCGCGAGUGCUGCGAGAGCAACCUGGAGCCCCUGUUCAGCGGCUACAUCGAGACGCUGAGGCGGGAGGCCGAGUGCGUGGAGGCCGACAGCGGGAGGCUGGCCUCGGAGCUCAACCACGUGCAGGAGGUGCUGGAGGGCUACAAGAAGAGGUAUGAAGAGGAGGUGGCCCUGAGAGCCACAGCAGAGAACGAGUUCGUGGUUCUAAAGAAGGACGUGGACUGCGCCUAUUUGCGGAAAUCAGACCUGGAGGCCAAUGUGGAGGCCCUGGUGGAGGAGUCCAGCUUCCUGCGGCGCCUCUAUGAAGAGGAGAUCCGUGUUCUUCAAGCCCACAUCUCAGACACCUCAGUCAUUGUCAAAAUGGACAACAGUCGGGACCUGAACAUGGACUGCGUUGUCGCUGAGAUCAAGGCUCAGUAUGAUGAUGUCGCCAGCCGCAGCCGGGCCGAGGCCGAGUCCUGGUACCGCAGCAAGUGCGAGGAGAUGAAGGCCACGGUGAUCAGGCACGGGGAGACCCUGCGCCGCACCAAGGAGGAGAUCAACGAGCUGAACCGCAUGGUCCAGAGGCUGACGGCUGAAAUUGAGAAUGCCAAGUGCCAGCGUGCCAAGCUGGAGGCCGCCGUGGCCGAGACUGAGCAGCAGGGCGAGGCAGCCCUCAAUGACGCGCGCUGCAAGCUGGCUGAGCUGGAGGCUGCCCUGCAGAAGGCCAAGCAGGACAUGGCCUGCCUGCUCAAGGAGUACCAGGAGGUGAUGAACUCCAAGCUGGGCCUGGACAUCGAGAUUGCCACCUACAGGCGCCUGCUGGAGGGCGAGGAGAGCAGGCUGUGUGAAGGUGUGGGCUCCGUGAAUGUCUGUGUCAGCAGCUCCCGUGGUGGAGUCUCCUGUGGGGGCCUCACCUACAGCACCACCCCAGGGCGCCAGAUCGCCUCUGGCCCCGCAGCCACAGGGGGCUGCAUCACGGUGACAGCCCCUGACUCCUGCUCGCCCUGUCAGCCCCGCUCCUCCAGCUUCAGCUGCGGAAGCAGCCGGUCCGUCCGCUUCGCCUAG